AUGGAUAAGACUGAAGAAACAGAGACUGUCGAUUCAACCGCACAGUCAGGGCCCCGCCGACACCCGAAGAAACGAACCAAGACCGGCUGUCUGACAUGCCGCAAACGCCGCAUCAAAUGUGGUGAGGAAAAGCCCAUUUGCACCAAUUGUGUCAAGUCCAAGCGUGUCUGCGAGGGCUAUGCCCAGCGAGUGGUGUUCAAGAAUCCCAUAGGUAUCUUUGGGGCUUUUCACAACUCCCAUCAUUAUGAUCCACAAUUGCAGCAGCAGUACACAGGAUCAUCAUUAUACAAUGAUUAUGGCUCUCAACUUCUUCCCCAGCAGGCGGCGGCGGCGGCACAGCAUCCAAUGUUGGCCCCGCGGCCCGUUGACCCGGCCGUGGUGGGAUAUCACCCCGUUCUAUCGCAGGUAGCGUCGACUAGUCAAUUGCAGCAAAACAAUGGGCAUCAAUUUUAUCAUCCCACUGCUCCGCCUGUUAUACCUCAGCAGCCGCGGGCUGAUGUGUGGCCUGCCCAUAUAUCAGGGCAGCCACAGAACAUACCCGCCCAGCCACCGGGAAGCAAUUAUUCACAAAUACAACCGCCUAUAUAUCCCAGUCAGACUACCUCAGAAACACCACAAUCAACCAUCCCAAAUCAAUCAGUCAUUAGACCCAUUGGUCAAACUGCCGAGGAAUAUGCCUCCAAUCUCUCCCCAAUGCCGGCCCUUAACGCCCCACCAGGACCCAGCAGUCAUGAUACUGGCCUGAUACCUCAAGUAUGCAACCACGUCAAUAUGUCUUCUAAUCAAUAUGCUAAACCCAUUUUACAGGUGACCCGGCCCUUGCCGACUAUAUAUCAUUAUCAAACACAGCCCGGGCAAUUACCGCAACCACCUCGGCCCCAUGAACAAUUCAUUCCUCAUCAGCCAUCAUCUCAGGUGGUGUUCAUGGAAGAUGAAAGUGAAGACCACUACGAUGUGGACUCGGACGACGAAGCAGGGGACCAGUCUCAGGUCGAGGGCUUCAACCAGCUGAGCCUUAUCAUGGCUUCCGCCAAUUACGACGAACGAAAACUCCGUUCCUUUACGACUUAUCUGAACGAACCGAACAUUCUUGCCUCCUACCGUCCAACACUGGGAUCUUCUCCCUUGAACAACCCUAAAACCGCCCGCAUCUUCGCCCAUUUCAUCCACACGACCGGCCCCUCUUUGUCAAUUUUCGAACGACAUCCUACCGACUCCUCGAUCAUUCUGAGUGCCACGGUCCCCUCUGCUCAACAGGGAUUGUGGACUUAUACACUCGCCCUCAAGGCACUGGAGCACCCUGCCCUACUUCAAGCAAUUCUUGCAGUCAGCAGUCUACAUAUUGCAUACUUGCAGCAGGUCCCUUCGACUGUAUCGCUUAAACACUACCACUAUGCACUGAAACGUGUUGGCUCUGCAGUCGGUCUACCACUCCGACGCAAACAGGUCGGUACACUUGCUGCCACUUUGUUGCUGGGAUACUACGAGGUGGUAUCUGCCGAUCACUCCAAGUGGAACAACCAUGUAGCUGGGUCCGCGCAUCUGAUCCGGGAGAUCGAUUUCGCUGGUAUCACUCGGGACCUGCGGGCUCAUCGGCGCAGAGUUCACGAUCGGCGACAGGCGGAGUGGUCGAACUCGUGGUGGGGAAUGCCCGGUGAUGUUUCUGAGGAUGACCCAUUCGCCGAGAAAGAGACCAACGUGGAUGAGGAUCUCGUUGGUACUCUGAUGGGUCGUGUAGUCAACUAUGACUUCUUCGGGGGUGUUGAGGGAAAUAGUCCCUCCAAAAAGCACUUCACUCGAAAGGACAUCGAGACUUUCCGAAUUCAGUGCGAUCUGUAUUGGUGGUACUCGAAGCAGGACGCCUUCCAGAGCUUCAUUGGUGGAAACAAGCUGCUGACGCCCUACUCUCAAUGGGGUCAGUGCCCACCUCGAGCUGGUAUUGGUCGAUUGGAUGCCAUCUACGGCUCCGCAGACCAUUUGUGGCUAUUACUAGCUCGAGUCACGGACUUUGGCUUCCGUGACCGGAAACGAAAGUUGAAAGCCUCAAAGGUAAAUGGGAGCUGGAGGCCAGGUCCUGAUAUGUUCCAAUUCAUGGGUCGAUUUGCUGGUGGGCCUCCUGGUCAGAAGCCCGGACCCGGUCCACCGGGUCCACCUCCUGGUGCUGGUGGACCUCCCGGGGGUGCCCCUGCCGCUCAUACAUCUGGCCCGCCUCGUCCACCACCAGGGGGUCCCUCGGCGACCUCGCAUCCACCAGGCGGGCCGGUGUCAGCUGAGAGUCCUCCGAUGUAUGGCAUGGUACCUCCGCAACCUCCACCACGUCUUCCCACUGGGUUCCAAGACAGGCCUCGGGGACCCUCGCCAGAUGAGGAUGACCAGGAGGAUGUGAGCUACAUGGAAGCAGAGCGGGAAUGGGAAGAUAUCCUGGUUGCAGCAGAGACAUUUGCUCUUGCACUUGGGCGUGACUUCCAGCCUUUGCCGGUUGACGUGGCUCCUCAGAUUGCCACGCCAUUUGGUCCGGCCCUCCAGUACCGCACUCACACCAUUGCGGUCAUCUGGGGGUACUAUUACGCUGUGCGGAUUCUGCUCAAUCGCAUCCAUCCCUCCAUGCCUCCGGCCAUUAUGAUGGCAGCCGGGGUAGCCGCCCCAACCACGGCGGAGUAUUCUCAAGCCGUCGGGAAGAUCAUGUCCGGCGUCUACUACCCGCAGCGCUAUAAUCUCGAAGCUGGGAGCCUCAGUCCGAACCUGGGUUCUGCAUUGACCGAAAUGACGGUCCCGGUCUUCUUUGCGGCGGUUCAAUAUACUGAUACCACGCAGCGGGGCUGGACCAUAUCUAAACUGCGUGAUAUUUCCCGACUGACAGGUUUCAAAAGUGCAGAGGCUAUUGCGGGUGGAUGUGAAAAGGCAUGGAUCGGAGCUGCCAGUCAAGGUCGGGGACCACCCUAUCAACGGUCGUUUGAGACCGAGCGAGAGCGCGAAAUUGAACUUGCACGCCAGAGUGAGGCUGUGCUGGAGGAAGUAGAUGAUCGGCGAUUUGUGACUGUCAAGCCCGAUCGGGCGCAUUGGGCUAUGGGGAUUUUGGAAGACAUUGCCAAUUUGGAGGUUUAG
Penicillium salamii is the source of this 3105-nucleotide messenger RNA. The record is from the annotation of a GenBank genome assembly. Lineage: Eukaryota; Fungi; Ascomycota; Eurotiomycetes; Eurotiales; Aspergillaceae.